Alternaria burnsii is the source of this 819-nucleotide messenger RNA. Its product is annotated as emopamil-binding protein. Bases 1 to 819 code for a protein of 272 amino acids. NCBI's taxonomy places the organism in Eukaryota, Fungi, Ascomycota, Dothideomycetes, Pleosporales, Pleosporaceae. The transcript is spliced from 3 exons. Gene Ontology annotation, cellular component: membrane; endoplasmic reticulum. Gene Ontology annotation, molecular function: cholestenol delta-isomerase activity. The record is from RefSeq and is a predicted model, not a curated record. Gene Ontology annotation, biological process: sterol metabolic process.
AUGUCUUUCUUCGGUAGCAAGAAAGUGCCUCCGCCGCCGCCCGUUAUACCGCCGCCUGUUCCCCGCUCAGGUCCGGAAAUCGACGCUACGACCGUGAUAUCGCUCUUAGCUGUACUCGCUCUGCUCGGUGGCGCUUAUGGUGCUUCGAUAAAAGUCCUGCCAAAGACAACUUCCCUCAAGAUACGCGUACUCUUCAUCUGGCAUUUUUUCGACGCUCUCAUCCACUUUGUGUUCGAAGGCUCCUUCCUCUGGAAUUGCUUCUUCGUCACGUAUUCGCUUCCCACCUCUUUCUCUGCCGCAUCUCGCAACCACCCUCAAGUCACGCUCUUCACACCUCCAGACGUAUAUUGGCUCGGCAGGCAAGAUCUUCUUUAUGGAGCGAACUAUGGGACGGGUCCAUUGAGUCGGUUGUGGCAGGAGUAUGCCAAAGCGGACAAGCGAUGGGGAGGUACGGAUCUAACGGUUGUGGCUCUCGAGAUACUGACUGUUUUUGUUGCGGGCCCGUUGGCAUGUUGGAUCUGCUAUCUUCUCUCGAAAGAUGAGAAGAAAGGUGUGUUGAAGAAGUGGUUCUGGAUGAUAGUACUGGCCACAGGGGAGAUAUACGGAGGCUGGAUGACUUUCGCGCCUGAGUGGCUGACUGGAAGCCCCAAUCUCGACACAAGCAACUGGAUGUAUCUUUGGCUGUACCUUGCAUUCUUUAAUGGCUUGUGGGUCGUCUUCCCUCUCUGGAUUCUGUACGAAGCAUAUCGAGCUAUGAGUUCCGCCAUGUCACAAUCUGAAAUGGUCGACUUGGUCAACUAUCUCAAGAAGGAUGACUAG